AUGAGCGAACAACAGCAACAGCAGCAACCACAGCAGCCUCCGUUGCCGUGUGCGACGGGUUGUGGGUUUUACGGUCGCCCCGAGACUCAGAAUAUGUGCAGUAAGUGCUACAGGGACCACAGCCAAAGUUCAGAGUUGAGCAGCAACCGCGCGAGCGGUACGUCCUCGGGAUCCGCAGUCCCGACACCUGCCACGCGCGAGGCACCAGAUUCACCGCGAGAUGUACAAGACAACAUGUCGGUUUCCGGGGUUGCAGCGCUCACCAGUACACUCGAGUCCCAACCGAAACUCGAAACGGAAACCGGCCCCGCAGCCGUGUCCGCAGAGGGAUGCAAGGCAGAGGUACAGGUAGAGUCACCAAAGCGAGAGCAGAAGGACCACGGCAACUGCUUCAAGUGCAAUCGCCGAGUUGGACUGCUGGGUUUCAAAUGCCGAUGUGGUUUUACGUUUUGCUCGCUACACCGCUACGCUGAACAACACGACUGCGACUACGACUAUCGUGCGCGGGCGCGUGAACAGCUCGCGAGUGCCAAUCCGGUAGUUGCGGCGAGCAAACUGGAAAAAAUCUGA
Cyanidioschyzon merolae strain 10D is the source of this 570-nucleotide messenger RNA. RefSeq names its product zinc finger protein. Bases 1 to 570 code for a protein of 189 amino acids. The transcript has a single exon. Lineage: Eukaryota; Rhodophyta; Bangiophyceae; Cyanidiales; Cyanidiaceae. Gene Ontology annotation, molecular function: DNA binding; zinc ion binding. The record is from RefSeq and is a predicted model, not a curated record.